AUUAAAUCAGCAGAAUCAGUGGAUGCUUUAAUUAAGUCAGUUGAACCUUAUCAUGUAUGAACAGUCACACACUAAAUGACGUUGCACACACUGUUUACUAAAGGAGAGCUGCUGGAUUUAAUGAUUCAUUAGAGUCAGGAUGACCUUUGACACCAGGUCUAUUUGCAUUGCAUGCUGGGUAAGUGUCCCAGGGCAGUGGGUGUGUGCAGGGAUGAUACAACUGGUUGGUUUGGUUUGGGAGCUGAACUCGCAGCAGCAGAGGAGCGUGCACACACAGAUGAUGGCAGACUCCAGCCCUCUGACCACACAUGUGCUGAACACCGGGGACGGGGUCCCGGCGGCCAGGAUGGCCCUAAGCCUGCACCGGCUCGACUCCAACCUGAUGAUCUGGAGCCUGCUGACUGUAGGCACAACAAAUGAAGAUGGACGCUGCCCAAAAAUCAUCGAGAGAAAAGAUUUCAUCCCUGGAAUGUACAAGCUGAGGUUUGAGACUGGUUCGUACUGGGAGAGUCUGGGUCAGACCUGCUUCUACCCAUAUGUAGAGGUUGUUUUUAGCAUCCAUGACCUGGAGCAGAAGUUUCACCUGCCUCUGCUGAUGAGCCGCUUCUCCUACAGCACCUACAGAGGAAGCUGAGCGAAACCGGAGACGGACGGAGACAUUUCCACUGUCUGAGAAUAGAUUCAAGUGUCCGAAACAGAGACAGAGACAGAGUCCAGUCUUUGACCCAGGUGCAAAUUUUAAUACAUAGCCAGUGUGUUUUUAUAUUUAUAAAUGUACAGUUGAUGCGAUGUGCGCUCGUUUAUCAUCAUUAAUGUACCACAACUCAAGGUCAUAAGACUUGACUGUGGUCUGCCAAAGAUUACAUAUAAGCGAGUUUGUUAUAAAGCUUCCUAAUAAAUUCAAAUUUAAUCGUAA
This is a messenger RNA of Betta splendens (Siamese fighting fish), 916 nucleotides long. It is a transcript of the gene urahb, whose product is annotated as urate (5-hydroxyiso-) hydrolase b. Gene Ontology annotation, biological process: purine nucleobase metabolic process. NCBI's taxonomy places the organism in Eukaryota, Metazoa, Chordata, Actinopteri, Anabantiformes, Osphronemidae. Gene Ontology annotation, molecular function: hydroxyisourate hydrolase activity. The transcript has 4 exons. The coding region runs from base 140 to 634 and encodes 164 amino acids. The record is from RefSeq and is a predicted model, not a curated record.